UUCCUUUUAUAAACCUCCUGAGCAUGCAUGGGCAAAGCAGCUAGCUAGCAGUGGGGAUAGGGUAAGAACACUCUCCAAGGGGAAGUUUUAUUCAAGCUUGAGGAAAGACUGCUGCUACUUUGACUUUGCUGUUUUGCAGGAUGGGUGACUGGGGCUUCCUGGCGAAGUUGCUGGACCAAGUACAGGAACACUCGACAGCCAUCGGGAAGAUCUGGCUGACAGUCCUUUUCAUCUUCCGGAUCCUGGUCCUGGGCCUUGCUGGGGAGUCUGUGUGGGGAGAUGAGCAGUCGGGCUUUGUGUGCAACACCCUGCAACCUGGCUGUACCAAUGUCUGCUAUGACAAGGCCUUCCCCAUUUCUCACAUCCGUUACUGGGUGCUGCAGUUCCUCUUUGUCAGCACGCCCACCUUGGUCUUCUUGGGGCACGUCGUCUAUCUCUCCCGGUGGGAAGUGAAGAUGAAAGAGCAGGAGGCUGAGCUCCAAGCCUUGCAGUCCAAGAAUUACAGUGUGUCGGCUGCCUUGAUGGCCCUGGAGAAGAAGAUGGCCAAGAUCUCUGUGGGGCAGUCUGGGAGGCUUAAAAUCCGCGGGCCUCUGAUGCGGACCUACAUCCUUAGUGUGUUGGCCAAAAGUGUCUUUGAGUUGGGCUUCCUUGUAGGCCAGUGGUUCCUCUAUGGCGUCGUUAUGGAUCCUCGCUACAUCUGUGAGGGGGCCCCAUGCCCAUACCAGGUCGACUGCUUCAUCUCCCGCCCCACUGAGAAAACCAUCUUCAUCCUCUUCAUGGUGGUCAUGGGCUUGAUCUCCCUCGUCCUCAACCUUGUGGAGCUCUCGUACCUCGGCUGCAAGAGCUGCUCCUCCUCCUUGGCUUCUCCGCGGCUCUGUGAUUCCAACAACUUCUCUGCCAAGCUUUGUGAAAUGCCCAUUGGGCCUGAUCUGGACAAGUCCUACUUCUGCUUUCCUAUGGCAGAGAGGCCUUCUCAGCCCUACCAGACCUUCAAAAAACUACCUGGUGAGCAGAACUGGGCCAACUUCAACACGGAAGAAACACUGGCCUUGCGAAAUGGGAAGAAACCCCAUGAUGUGUUUGCCACAAGAGCUCCUGAAGUUCAUCUCUCUCAGGAAAGGCAAUCCACUUGGCCUAGUAGCAAUGGUUCAAAAAAACAAUAUGUCUAGCAACCAAAACAAAAGCCAGUUGUCUUCCCUGAUGGCAGCUGUAGGUUAUCAACCAAGUUCCUUAGCAAUGGGCUGCAUCGCUGUUGCCCCUGAAGGAAAAAGGCAAGAACUCCAUAUUUGUGUUAGGUGCUACCUUUGUUUCCACCAGCUUGUCCUGUUGUAUGGGUGAUAGCCAUGGCAUCUGUGUGGACCUUGACCCUCCUGCAGCUGUUGGCCUACAACUCCCAUAAUCCCUGGCUAUUGGUUACUGUGGCUGGGGCUUAUGGGAGUUGUAGUCCAAAAACAGCUGGGGGCGGGGCUAAGUUGAUCAGACCUAGCCUAGACUGAACCUACCAGUUCAUGGGACAUGGCCUCUUUCAAGCCAACAUAAUGGUUAGUUAAUGGGGGUUUGAUUGUCACCUAGAUAGGGUGUUAUACAUUGAUCUUAUUUUUUUCCUCUUGCAAGGGGUAGGUGGCAGUAACUGACAGAUGUCGGGAAAGGGACAUGUUCUAGCUUGAAACUCUACAGGAGCUGGCCUGGGUUUUGGAAGAGAAUUUGUUAAAUUUGUUUUCUCAGUUGCUCCCAGGGGUGAUGGGCAGUAUUCCUUCUAACAGGAAUUCCCAGGUGUUGUUGGCUACAACUUCCAUAAUCCCCAGCCAAAGGCCACUGCAGCUGGGGAUGCUGGGAGUUGUAGUGAACAACAUCUGGGAAUCCCUGUUAGAGGGAACACGGGUAUCCUUUGGAAGAGGUGGUGUUGAACUAUUCUAGAUAGUGGUGGGAAUUACUUACCACUUCCACAUCAUGGGGCUGAGAUCUCUGGCACAGAAGGUAACACAAACAUUUUGCUUGAUGCCAACAGGAAGGAAAUGUUAGUUUUUCUGCUAAAGCAAAUGACUUCCAUUGGCUUGUAGAGGGGAGAAACACUUCUAUAAGUGGUGGCUUAAUGCAAGGUGCACUCUCUCAAAAAAGAUGACUGUUUCCAGAAACAAUGCGGAGAUGAUGGAAAGGAUAUCUUGUUAAACCUGCCCUGCUAAGAAAUGUGGGUAGCUCUCCAAGUCUAAGCCAUUGUUUCUGGGACCGAGCUGGUGAGCUAUUUGGGCAAAACAAUUGUUCCUAGUGUAUAUUUAAUGAGUGAGCAGGUGGGGUGGGGGAAGCAUAUUGCAAUGUAACUUUCCCCCACAUAGUUUACAAGAAGUUUGAGUAGCUUAAUAUAAAACCACAAACCAAAUAUAGUAACAUAUUGGACUGAAACCAGACUAAUGUCUAAAAUGGAGUUCUUGUUUGAGGAGGCAUCUUGAGGAGUAUCAAGUGUAAUAAAGAUCAAAGUCUGUCUGUC
This is a messenger RNA of Hemicordylus capensis (graceful crag lizard), 2485 nucleotides long. Its product is annotated as gap junction alpha-4 protein-like. The transcript has 2 exons. The coding region runs from base 141 to 1169 and encodes 342 amino acids. Lineage: Eukaryota; Metazoa; Chordata; Lepidosauria; Squamata; Cordylidae. Gene Ontology annotation, biological process: cell communication. The record is from RefSeq and is a predicted model, not a curated record. Gene Ontology annotation, cellular component: connexin complex.